GGGCAGUACUUGCUGCCUCUCCCCUCAGCUCCAUGAGCCGGGUGCCCGGGGCUCAGCCCUACCGCGGGAACCAGCUCUCCUGUGCACGUGGCACAGCCCGCGUCCUUGUGCCCAGCGCUCCGCGGGACAGCCCGGCGCGCUCGGCCUGUGGCGGCGCCCGCAGGGUGGCUCCGGCAGGGAUUCCGGAGGAGGAGGAGGCGGCGGCGGCGGCAGGCAAGGGGCGGGCACGUCCGGACCCAGCUGAGCCGAGAUGGAAUUAGCCCCGCAGUGGAGUAAGCCUGUCCAUCUGCGAGCGCCACAGCGGGGCCGUCCGGGCUUGGCGACCCGUGUGCCCGCACCAUGGCCACCCCCCGGCUGCAAGAUAUCCCCCUGCUCCCUGGCUCUCCACGCCGGCUGAGCCCUCGGGCAGUGGCCAGGGGUGGCCAGGGCCUCAAACAAGGACAGCAAUACCUCAAGGUGCUGGCUCCUCGAGCUCCAGGUCUGCAGGGCAGCUCCAACCACGAUACCAGCCAACUUCCUGGUGAAGAGUGCUCCCAGGGCAGCUCCGUCAUCAACAACUACCUGGACACCAAUGAGCCAGUGUCCUCGGGAGCCCGUGUGAGUCGCAUGCACUUCUAUGACAACCAAAGGAAGGUCGACUAUGUGCUUGCCUACCACUACCGGAAACGCGGGGCGCACCCCAGCCAAGGCUUACCUGGCCAGUCGCUGGCUAUUGUCUCCAACGGGGAGACUGGCAAGGAGCCCCCUGCUGGGGGCUCACAAGACAUUGAGCUGGGGCGGCUGGAUGCCUUGGAGGAAGAGAGGAGGGAGCAGCGGGACGAGUUUGAGCACAACCUGAUGGAGGCUGGGCUGGAGCUCGAGAAGGACUUGGAGAGUAAAAGCCAAGGAUCCAUCUUUGUCCGGAUACACGCCCCGUGGCAGGUGCUGGCCAGAGAGGCAGAGUUCUUGAAGAUCAAAGUUCCCACCAAGAAAAAGAUGUAUGAGAUCAAAUCAGAAGGCUGCAUUGCGAAGAAGUUCAAUGAGAUUCUGCAGAAGCUGAGCUCGCCCCUGAAGCCCAGAGUUCCAGAACACAGUAACAACAAGAUGAAAAACCUCUCCUACCCAUUCUCCAGGGAGAAAAUGUACCUGUACAACAUCCAGGAUAAGGACACCUUCUUUGAUAAUGCCACACGUAGCCGCAUUGUGCAUGAAAUCCUGAAGCGCACAGCCUGUUCUCGAGCCAACAAUACGAUGGGUAUUAACUCCCUGAUAGCAAACAAUAUCUAUGAGGCUGCUUACCCUCUGCAUGACGGUGAAUAUGACAGUCCAGGGGAUGACAUGAAUGACAGGAAGCUGCUCUAUCAAGAAUGGGCACGCUACGGAGUGUUUUAUAAGUUUCAACCUAUUGACCUCAUCAGAAAGUAUUUUGGAGAAAAAAUUGGACUGUAUUUUGCUUGGCUGGGAUUAUAUACAUCAUUCCUCAUCCCAUCUUCUGUAAUUGGGGUGAUUGUGUUUCUUUAUGGAUGUGCAACCAUUGAAGAAGAUAUUCCCAGCAAAGAGAUGUGUGACCAGCAGAAUGCCUUCACCAUGUGUCCCCUGUGUGACAAGUCCUGUGAUUACUGGAACCUCAGCUCAGCUUGUGGUACGGCGCGGGCCAGCCACCUGUUUGACAACCCUGCCACUGUCUUCUUCUCCAUCUUCAUGGCGCUGUGGGCCACCAUGUUUCUUGAAAAUUGGAAGAGAUUACAGAUGCGACUGGGCUACUUCUGGGACCUGACUGGCAUAGAAGAGGAAGAAGAACGUGCCCAGGAACACUCCCGGCCUGAGUAUGAAACCAAAGUUCGAGAAAAAAUGCUUAAGCAGAGUGACAAGUCGGUUGUUCAGAAACUGGGGACCAACAUGACUGAGAGUGAGGAUGAGGAUGAUGAUGAAGAUAAGCUGAGCUGGAGAGAUCGUUUCCCAGGUUACCUGAUAAACUUCGUCUCCAUCUUGUUUAUGAUUGCCCUGACCUUCUCAAUUGUCUUUGCGGUCAUUGUGUAUCGUAUCACAGUUGCAGCUGCUCUGUCUCUCAACAAGGACACACGCUCCAAUGUCCGAGUGACAGUGACAGCGACAGCAGUCAUCAUCAACCUUGUGGUCAUCCUCAUCCUGGAUGAGAUCUACGGUGCCGUGGCCAAGUGGCUCACCAAAAUCGAGGUUCCCAAAACAGAACAGACUUUUGAAGAACGCCUGAUACUGAAAGCUUUCUUGCUAAAGUUUGUCAAUGCCUACUCACCCAUCUUCUAUGUGGCCUUUUUCAAGGGGAGGUUUGUGGGCAGACCUGGAAGCUAUGUUUAUGUGUUCAACGAUUACCGCAUGGAAGAGUGUGCUCCCGGGGGCUGCCUCAUGGAGCUCUGCAUUCAGCUCAGCAUCAUCAUGUUGGGGAAGCAGUUGAUUCAGAACAACAUCUUUGAGAUCGGAGUCCCGAAGCUAAAAAAACUAUUUCGGAAGCUGAAAGAUGAGACAGAACCCGGAGAAACGGACUCUGCCCAUUCAAAGCAUUCAGAGCAGUGGGACCGAGACUACAGCUUGGAACCAUACACUGGACUAACUCCAGAGUACAUGGAAAUGAUCAUCCAGUUUGGCUUUGUCACCCUCUUUGUGGCCUCCUUCCCUCUGGCACCUGUGUUUGCCCUCCUCAACAAUGUCAUUGAAGUACGGCUUGAUGCAAAGAAGUUUGUCACGGAGCUGAGACGGCCAGAUGCUGUGAGAACCAAAGAUAUCGGGAUCUGGUUUGACAUUCUCUCUGGAAUCGGCAAGUUCUCUGUUAUCAGCAAUGCUUUUGUCAUUGCCGUCACCUCCGAUUUUAUCCCCCGCCUUGUGUACCAGUAUGCCUAUAGUCACAACGGGACUCUGCAUGGCUUUGUCAACCACACCCUCUCCUUUUUUAACGUCAGCCAGCUGAAGGAGGGAACGCAACCUGAAAACUCACAGUUUGAUGAGGAGGUUCAGUUCUGCAGGUUUAAGGAUUACCGAGAACCACCGUGGGCCCCGAACCCGUAUGAGUUUUCCAAACAGUACUGGUCUGUUCUGUCUGCCCGUCUGGCUUUUGUCAUAAUCUUCCAGAACCUCGUGAUGUUCCUGAGUGUCCUUGUGGACUGGAUGAUCCCAGAUAUCCCCACGGACAUCAGUGACCAGAUCAAAAAAGAGAAGGGCUUGUUGGUGGACUUCUUCCUGAAAGAGGAGCAUGAGAAGCUCAAGCUGAUGGAUGAGCCGGCGCCCAGCAGGCAGGGAGGGGCGCAUCACAGCAGGAGGAGCCGGGCGGCCAGCUCGGCGCCCUCCAGCCGCAGCCAGCCCGGCAGCAUCGCGUCUUCCGGUUCUCAGCACACCAAUGUGUGAGCGGCGAGCCAGCCCCACUGCCGAGGGGCGCUGCGGCGGCGCGAGACCACGGCGGAGCACGCCUGCACCUGCGGGUGCAGUGUCGCCUGCCAUCGGCCCAGAUGUGGCACGAGGGCGUCUUGAAAAGGGUGUGCGUGUGAAGAGAGAGAAUGAACAAGCUCAGGGAGGAAGAGAAACAAUGCUGCCUCUCAGAAACUUCAAGCUUAAGUUUCUUUUAGGUCCUCUUUUGAGCUGUAGGCUGUCAGGGGAUUGGUACUGUUUUGAGUUUACCAGUGAAAGAACUGAGCCUCUCUACCCCAGGAUUCCCAGGCACUGAAAUCAAGGAUUUUAUGGCUUUGAUUAAAUUUAGCUUUCAAUCGUAGCUCUAGAAAUCAUCUCUCUCUCUCUCUAUGUAUACAUACUCUCAGGGCCUAGCUCUGCCCUCCUGCGCGCCCCACCCCCCAUCAUAAAUCAGCAACCCCCAAGCCAGCAGAGGACACUGGUGGGGACCCGAGUAAUGAUCACAAGGUCUGGAUCUCUGGCAGGCUAAACCUAAGGUCUUGACCUAAGUUCUGUUUCGGUUUCUGAGCCCUAAGAUGGAAAUGACCCACUGGCUACCCUCCCAUGAGAAUAGACAGAGGGACACCAGAAAAAGAACUCAGAACUAUCUUCAAGACUUGAAGAAAUGAUUUAUUAUCCUUACCUCACUGACCAACCAGCUCCCAGCAUGACCCUGAAACCCCUACCCACAGUGUCUGGUGAUUUUGCCCUAGAUAAUCUGUAACCUAUACUCUAUUGGAGAGUUGUUGUUUUUAGAGCCUAAGCCUCCCACCUCCGAUUCAAUAUUGGAGUUUGGCCAAUUCAAUAUGAAACCAUUUUUUUUCUCUCUAUACUGCACAUUUCUGUUCAUGCCUAUCUCUGGGCCAGUGCACGCAGCCAGGCAGACUCCAGGAAAAAUGGUGGGAUUCCGGCGCAUCACCAUGAGCCAUCCCUGUUUCCUCAGGAGCCCUCUCAUGUCAGGUGGCUGCAGGUUAUGACAGAAGCACAGUCAGGGCCCUGUUCUACCACCCAUCAUGAAUGAUCAUCACCCCUCCCCUUCCACUAUCACCCCGAGAAAAUCCUGAGUCACUUGCAGCUGGGGCUGUCAGAGCUUCAGCGGAUGCAAAUUAAGAUACAGGGCUGAUUACUGUGGCCCCUGGAUCUGACUGUGAGCUGCAAGGUUUCGCACCUGGGCUUAUCUUCAGUUUACAUGACAGGGAUGCUUUGCGCUAAAUGCAACUAACCACCAUUUUAUGCAGAUUCAGAUUUAAAAUAAUAAAAUAAAUGGAAAUAUUCUUUAUAAAGAUGCUUUUCCUUGUCUUUGGUUUGCUCUUUCUCUCUCCCCCUCUCCUCUCCCCCAAACAAUAUUUACUGAGCAUGUACUAUGUGCCAGGCAUUGUUCUCAGACAAGAGAUAUGCAAGACAAAAAUCCCUGUCUCAUGGAGUUUAUGUGCUGGGGAGAGACAGACAAUAAGCUGAUAAAUGUAUAGUAACAGGAGCUAUGGAGAAACAACAAGGAUAAGAGAUACAGGAAGUGUGAGGACAACACAGGGGGUGAGGGAAUUAACAUAUUAUAUACAAAUUCAUUUCAAACUCAAGAUGAUUAAGUGCUUAUAUCUUGCAGUGCUAACAUCAUUGAUUGGUACCAGUCUCCCAGAACUCCGUAGUGAGAAGACUUUCUAGUGUAGUUAAAACCGAGGGUCAAACAUGAUUCAUCACUGCCUUUCACACACUUCAGUUCCACCUACUGCCCAGAAACCAACUGCCCAGUCCUCUUCCUCUGGACCUGGCCCCAGUUUUGCAGGUUGAUUUGACUAGAGUCUUAACUCAAUGCCUGAAUGGCUGUGGCAAAGAGACCCACGCUCCAGAGGAGAAAUGAGCGUUGUCCUGCUAUUUCAACACAACCUGUGAUGCAAGGGCCUGUGGGUGCGUAAGCUGGUCAUUGUUGCUGCUUCCCAUGGCUUCUUGCUUCCCCCUGGCCACAUGCAGGAUUGCACUGCCACCAACCCUUGUUCUGGAAAGUGGGCCCUUUUAAAGGGAUACCAGGGCACAGACACAGCUGUUAGUAAGAGCAACAGGCACUCAUGUCCCCAGCCACUCAUACACAAGAAAUCCCGUAAUAAACUUCAAUUACAUCACACCUUAAUGUUCAAACUGGCCAUUUGAGCCUAGAGUCUAACAACAGUAGUAUAAAAACAUUGCAUCACCUUACAGCAGGCUUCUGUUAAUCUGGGGAGAGUGAAGUGGCCAGCAGGAGGAAAGUUUCACUUCAAGGGUCAUUAAUGGCAUGGAGAUUCCAGGCCCAUAACAAGGAGGAUAUCCACCCCUGUUUUCCCAGUGACUUCUACCAGCAUGGGCAGGAUUGAUGUUUCCAGGAACCAGUGAUGGUCCACAGUCAGGAGGUGUCUCCACCACCCACGUACCCACUUUGCAGUGAAUGAACUAUACCCAAGCCCACUGGUUGCCUAUGUCUGGUUCAAGAUCCCACCCUGCCUUUUUUUUUUUUAUCUCUUGGCUUGAUGCUAAUAGGAUUUGGAAAUUCAUUCUUGUAACUCAAAAAUUUCACUAGAAUAUGUCUUGAUAAGAGUGUCUUUUGUUUAAUAUGCCCGAAAUGGGGUGAUUACAUUCUGUCUGCAUGUUCACUUUUGAAAAGUGUUCUUCCAAUACAAGAAUGGAUUCCAGUGUGUCCAUUCCAGCUGUUCUGGUUACUUUAAGAAAUCGCAAGUUUUAAACUGGGUUUCCAGUUUUUAAAAUCUUCAUAUCCACCUUUUCUUUUUCAACAUCUUAUUUCUAUCUUUCAGGACCAUGCCCAUUCCAAAAUACUCCUCCCACUAGAAUCAGUCCAUCUACAACAGGUCCUCAGUAAUUUCAUUCGAUAUCAUUUUGUUAUGUUGAUGAGAGAAAAAAAUUGAUUCCCACCUGGGGCCACUGUCACGUGGAGUUUGCAUGUUGUGCCCUUGUCUGUGCAGUUUUCUCCAGGGGCUCUGUUUUCCUCCCACAUUCCCAAGAUGUGCACAUUAGGUUACUGGGUGCAUCUAAACUGUCCCAGUUUGAGUGAGUCUGGGUACGUGUGUGAGUGACCCCACAAUGGAAGGGUGUCCUGUCCAGGGGGGUGUGCCCACCUUGUGCCCUGAGCUGCUGAAAUCGGUUCCGGCCACCUGUGACCCUGAACUGGAAUCAGUGGGUUGGAAAAGAAUGAUCUUACUUGUUUUUAUUAGUCUUUCUUAAAUGUAUAUGCAGCUCACAUGUACUUCAAAUGUUUAAUAUUAAAAAUACUUGAGUCUUU
Messenger RNA from Phyllostomus discolor (pale spear-nosed bat), 6661 nucleotides. RefSeq names its product anoctamin 2 (gene ANO2). Gene Ontology annotation, cellular component: plasma membrane. Gene Ontology annotation, molecular function: protein dimerization activity; chloride channel activity. Gene Ontology annotation, biological process: chloride transmembrane transport. The coding region runs from base 340 to 3357 and encodes 1005 amino acids. NCBI's taxonomy places the organism in Eukaryota, Metazoa, Chordata, Mammalia, Chiroptera, Phyllostomidae. The transcript has 27 exons. The record is from RefSeq and is a predicted model, not a curated record.